AUAGGGGCAUCAAUGCAAAUUCUUCCUCCUCCUCCUCCUAAAGCAUGAACAACAAACCAAACCAAUCAUAAUUUAAAUAUAAUCACAAAAAAUACAUGAACAAGUAACAAAGCCAAACCCAAGAAGUCCAUACACGGCCAACGAGUCACGGAGCUCUACCUUGCUGCCUGCGGCACCGACACGAAGUCCAUAAACGCCGUAACACACGUUACAGUGAGCCGCUGCUGGAGCUCAUGGCUUCACUGCGAGAGGGUGAUCCUCAUGGGGCAAAACUUGGGCAGCUUGAAUGCAAAUCUGUUCAUCUACAGGUUCCCGGAGUAUAUAGCUGUCGCUGUUUUCUCGCCGGCUCUCAUGCUGGACACCGCACAUCGGCCGGGAAUGUGCUGGUUGAGUUGGGGAUCUACUCACUAAAGGGUCAAAGCCUCAGACUUGCUCCUAGAAGUUCAAGCAUGGAGAAGAAAGAAGUGGAGACAUAUUGGCGGCUUAGACGAUCGCAGGUUGUACACCAAUACCUGUUGUGUCAGAUGUACAAAGGAAAGGGAAAAGCAAAAGGAACUCUAGGCCUUGUGGAGCUUCUCACUUGCGGGUUUCGAAUUUGCCUUCUCUUAAACCCAAAGACAGGGCAAACGGACCUCCUUCUUUCUUUGUUGGGCGGCACAAGCAUAAAAUCAAAAGCGCUGGACCCAAUCCAAACAAUUCGAGACUUCAUAAGACCGCUAAUGGAAUUGAUGCCCUCUCUUCAUUGGGAUGAGAAGGUAAUAUUGGUAGGCCACAGCUAUGGAGGAUUUUGUAUUUCGCUAGCCAUGGAUAGCUUUCCUGAGAAAAUCGAAGUGGCAGUUUAUGUGGCAGCGUACCUUAACUCGCACAUAACUACUCUUCUGAUAAUAAUAGGCAACAAGCAAGUACAGACGAUGUAUACUGUGGAAUCACAUAUUCAGGACCUGGAAUUAGCAAAGUUUAUACGUAGACCAGCAAGGAUGUUCAUGGAGGAAUUGGCGGACAAAUCCCUCAUCGCAGAGGAGAGAUAUGGGUCGGUGGCAAGAGUUUUCGUUGUGUGCGGAGACGACAAAACCAUGCGGGUAGAGUUUCAGAGACAGAUUAUCGAUCAGAAUACUCCCAAGGCAGUGAAGCUGAUCGGAGAUGCCGAUCACACGGCCAUGCUUUCCAAGCCUCAUGAGCUUUGUCAAUGCUUUGAGGACAUUGCAAAGAACUACGGUUGAGAAACAGAGUACGAAGUGCGUUGGUUCAAUUCGCAUUUCGCACCAUUAACAACCGACCAAAUUAUUGUUACUAUACUGAUUGUAUGAACUAAAUAUGACAUAUUGUAUCUCUUAAACUCUUACAA
Messenger RNA from Syzygium oleosum, 1345 nucleotides. RefSeq names its product polyneuridine-aldehyde esterase-like. NCBI's taxonomy places the organism in Eukaryota, Viridiplantae, Streptophyta, Magnoliopsida, Myrtales, Myrtaceae. Gene Ontology annotation, molecular function: methyl indole-3-acetate esterase activity; methyl salicylate esterase activity; methyl jasmonate esterase activity. The record is from RefSeq and is a predicted model, not a curated record. Bases 234 to 1220 code for a protein of 328 amino acids. The transcript has 3 exons. Gene Ontology annotation, biological process: jasmonic acid metabolic process; salicylic acid metabolic process.